AUGACUAGAAGGCACCAACGAAGUGAACCCGUGUUUGACCCAGAAAUCGAAGCUACCAUCCGUAGAGCCAGAGCGGCAAGAAGAAGGCAGAACCGGGUGCAACAGGACAACCAAGAAGGUUCAUCUGAAAUGGCUAACCAAGGUGGCAAUCCGGAGAACAAUAGGAACCCUUGUGGCCAAUCUGAUCAGAUCAAGAAGGACCUUGAAGCUCUUGUGGCUAGGGGCAUGACCAGCGUCACCGCCGAAAUUAUAAAUGAGUUCCUUGCUAAGUUCGAUGAUCUACAAAAGAAAUACAUCUCCAACUCGGACAUCCGGAAGAAUCUGCCCAUCUAUGAAGCUAACUUAGCCAAAAGCCAAGAACGGGUUCAGACUUGUGCUUAG
Oldenlandia corymbosa var. corymbosa is the source of this 381-nucleotide messenger RNA. The record is from the annotation of a GenBank genome assembly. NCBI's taxonomy places the organism in Eukaryota, Viridiplantae, Streptophyta, Magnoliopsida, Gentianales, Rubiaceae.